Molecule: messenger RNA, 4116 nt
Organism: Scomber japonicus (chub mackerel)
Lineage: Eukaryota; Metazoa; Chordata; Actinopteri; Scombriformes; Scombridae
Product: dipeptidyl peptidase 9-like
Exons: 21
Coding region: 184-2862 (892 amino acids)
Biological process (GO): proteolysis
Molecular function (GO): dipeptidyl-peptidase activity; serine-type peptidase activity
Source: RefSeq, a predicted model, not a curated record
ACAACCUAGUUCCGCGUUGUUAGCAUAUUAGCAGCAAAGCUAACCUGAGAGUAACUUCAGCUAUUUAUCCCGACCUUGACUGCUGAAUUCAACCCUAAACAAAGACGACAAAAAGGAGAAACGCAUCCAAGGUGUUUGGGCUGAACGUGGUGCCAGUUCUGGUCCAGGGUCGUUGAACGGUUAAUGCACAGAGUAAAGAGGCUGAAAGUUGAAGACAAAACAGAAGACGGCCAGGACAGCGUCAGAGAGACACUGGCAGGCAUGAUGGGUGUGGACGAACUUUCAGACAGCACCGAGGUGGUGGAGAUGGAGGAUGUGAAUCCUUCCCACUUCCAGGUGGAGAAGCACACGUGGGACGGCCUACGGAAAAUCAUUCACAACAGCCGCAAGAACACAGGCGUGAUCAUCAGCAAGGCGCCACAUGACUUCCAUUUCGUCCCGAAGGAUGAGACUAGCCCUCAUUCUCAUCGCAUCUUCUACCUUGGAAUGCCUUAUGCCAGCAGGGAAAACACUUUACUCUACUCCGACAUUCCCAAGAAGGUCCGCAAAGAUGCUCUACUGGUUUUGUCAUGGAAACAGAUGCUGGAUCAUUUUCAGGCCAGCCCUCACCAUGGGGGCUUCUCCAGAGAGGAGGAGCUGCUGCGAGAGAGGAAGCGUUUGGGGGUGUCUGGCAUCACUUCAUAUGACUACCACCAUCCCAGCGGCCUUUUCCUGUUCCAAGCCAACAGCAGUCUGUACUACUGCCGCGACGGUGGAAACAACACCUUUACUACGUCUCCUAUGAACCCCAUAGAGAUAAAGAGCCAGAGUUCAGGCACACGCAUGGACCCCAAGAUCAGCCCCGGAGACCCCAACUUUAUCGGCUUUAUCAACAACAAUGACAUUUGGGUGACCAGCAUUGAGACGGGUGAAGAGAGGAGGCUCACCUUCUGCCAUAAAGGUAUUGAUAAUCCAAAAGAGGAUCCUAAAUCUGCUGGAAUAGCUACGUUUGUCUCUCAAGAAGAAUUUGAUCGCUUCACUGGAUACUGGUGGUCACCAGCGGCUCAAGAAGAUUCAGACGGCGGUAAGACUCUGCAGAUUCUGUACGAGGAGGUGGAUGAGUCCGAGGUUGAGAUCAUCCAUGUCCCAUCUCCAGCUCUGGAGGAACGUAAAACAGACAUCUAUCGAUACCCACGUGCAGGCAGCAAGAAUCCUGAUAUCACUCUCAAAAUAGCAGAAAUCAAGACAGACAGUCUCGGCAAAAUUGUCAGCACACAGGAAAAGGAGCUGCCGGUUCCCUUCACCAGCCUGUUCCCCAGUGCUGAAUACAUCACCAGAGCCGGAUGGACAAAGGACGGCAAAUAUGCGUGGGCAGUCAUGAUGGACCGACGGCAGCACCAUCUCCAGCUGGUCCUGCUUCCUCCGGCACUCUUCAUUCCUGCUAAUCAGGAUGAGGCCAGCAGGCAGGCGAGCCUGGAGGCCCUCGGUGAUACAAUCCAGCCCUUCAUUAUCUACCAAGAGGCCAGUGACAUCUGGAUCAAUGUUCAUGAUAUCUUCCAUCCAUUCAUCCAAACCAGUGAUGACGAGAUCACCUUCAUCACAGUAAAUGAAUCCAAAACAGGCUUCUGCCACCUGUAUAGGAUCACAUCAGUGUUACAGCGAGGCAGCUACAGCUGGGCCGGAGGCUACAAGCACUCUGAAGAUGAUUUUAAGUGUCCAGUGAAAGAGGAGGUGACGAUAACCAGUGGGGAUUGGGAGGUGUUGGCCAAUCACGGAGCAAAGCGUUCGUCCAGUCCUCAGAUUUGGGUGGAUGAGAAAGCGAAGCAGGUUUACUUCCAGGGAACGAAGGAUUCUCCUCUGGAGCAUCACCUGUAUGUGGUGAGCUACGAGUCGCCGGGUGAAAUCGUCCGACUCACCAAACCUGGUUUCUCCCACAGCUGCUCCGUGAGCCAGACCUUUGACAUGUUCAUCAGCCAUUACAGCAGUUUGACCACCCCACCCUGCGUGCACAUCUACAAGCUGAUGGGCUCAGAGAGCGACCCGCUACACAAAGAGCCUCAGUUCUGGGCAAGCAUGAUGGAAUCUUCUGGUUUUCCAUUCGACUACACUCCUCCAGAGAUCUUUAGCUUCACAGGGAAGUCAGGCUUCGAGCUGUAUGGCAUGUUGUACAAACCACACGACCUCGUUCCCGGCAGGAAGCAUCCCACCGUCGUCUUUGUUUACGGCGGUCCUCAGGUCCAGUUAGUGAAUAACUCGUAUAAAGGUGUGAAGUACCUGCGGCUGAGCACACUGGCGUCUCUGGGCUACGCUGUGAUGGUCAUUGAUGGGCGAGGCUCCUGUCAGCGGGGACUCAAGUUUGAAGGAGCUGUGAAGGACAAAAUGGGUCAGGUGGAGAUUGACGACCAGGUGGAGGGUUUGCACUAUGUAGCAGAAAAGUACAAGUUUGUGGACCUGAACCGCGUUGCCAUCCAUGGCUGGUCAUACGGCGGCUUCCUCUCCCUCAUGGGUCUCAUCCACAAACCCGACAUCUUCAAGGUUGCCAUUGCAGGAGCUCCGGUGACGUUGUGGAUGGCAUAUGACACCGGCUACACAGAGCGGUAUCUGGACACGCCCGAAAACAACCAGAAGGGCUACGAGGCGUGCUCUGUCGCGCUGCAUGUUGACAAACUCCCCAAUGAACCCAACAGACUGCUGAUUCUGCACGGAUUUCUAGAUGAGAAUGUGCACUUUUUCCACACUAACUUCCUGGUGUCUCAACUCAUCCGGGCGGGGAAGCCGUACAGCCUGCAGGUUUAUCCCAACGAGCGACACAGCAUCAGAUGUCCGGAGUCUGGAGAGCAUUAUGAGAUCACGCUGCUGCACUUCCUCCAGCAGAACCUCUGAUAAGCCUUUCUACACACUGAUCUUCACCUCCUCCCCACCUCCUUGUCUUCUACCUCCCGUUCCUCCUUUUCUCCAAACAUUCAUCACAUCACUCGAUUUUACAGUCUGCUGAAAGCAAGCUACGCCAAAACCUCGAGAGUCGUCGCUCGUCAGUCUUAAAGGUGCGGCUGUAUUGUAAGCAUCAAUAAAUCCACCUAAACCUUCAGAUGUUUUCUUAAUUACCAAAAAACAAGAUCACCAAGCAGACUGUCACUGCAUUUUACAGCUGAGGGAAAUCAGCUGGUUUCCUUUCAGCCCCAAAACAAGCAGAGGGCGCUGUUUGCCCAGGACAAACAGGGCUGAGGCUUACAGACUUACUUGUCAUGAUGGUGGAUGUUGGAAAAGUAAAAAUUAUGUUAACGGAUGUUAAGAAUGUUGCAGCUUGCACCUGAACAGCGAUGCAAAAAGUACUGAAAUGGAGCCGUCGUGUCCGGGUUUUGGAAGCGACUUUGAGCGAUUUCUUGUAUACUUUUUUGUGCCAUUCCUUUUUUUAUUAUCAUUAUUAUUAUUAUUAUUGAACUGUCACUUGGUUUUUUUGGGACCUAAAGUUUCAUACCUGCACCUAAGUUUUCAUUCCCUGUCUCCAUGAAUAAACACUGGAGUGAAGUAAGUGAACGUAAAGCUCUGUAAAAGCAUCCAAACAAGCUCUUAAUUCUCUUUCUUGUAUAAUUGUCUGUUUCCGCUUUGCAACUGUGCUGAAGUGCUAUCAUAGAACACUUUUUAUGUGGUGUGCCACACUUCUGAUGGCUCAUCAACAAGAAAAAAUAUUUCAUGCCACAUUUUUAUUGUGAAUUAUAAAAAAAUAUAUUUUUAUGCAUUCAUAAAAAGUGGAAAAAAUGUAGCGCCCUGUCAUUGUCUCACUCAGUCGCUUGCUUUAAUUUUCCUGACAGCUUCUUUUUCUUCUGCUGCUGAAGACUGACGUCUCAAGCUCGGAUGACUUUUGCACAGUACAUAUUUGCCUUGGUGCCAGCAAAAUGACCUAUAAAAUGAUAUAUGACACAAGUGUUGGCAGAGUAAGGUGCCUUGCAAGAGUCGCAAGUGUGGCUGCUGUUGUGCUAUAUAUCAGGGAAUCUGAGGACCUAUGACAAUAAAAGGCCUUGUUACUCAAAUGUACCUUCAGUUAUCAACGAAAUAAACAGAAGUGGACAAACUUUUUCAAAGUCUUGUAACCAAAUGUUUAUUAUUUUUAAAAAGUGUUUCAAUGACUAUUGUGUG